AUGCAUGUUGGUGGUUUUGGAGCAAUUAAUAUCCGAGCAAGAGCUGUGAUUUUUGUCCCAUAUCUCAAACCAGUUGAGGAGUUCACUUUACUCAUCAGUGACUGGUGGAAAUCAGAUCAGAGGACACUACAACAAACACUCGACUCUGGGAACACUCUUCCCAUGGCUGAUGCUCUACUAAUCAAUGGUCAUGUUCAAUCAACCUCUUUCACUACUCAAAAUGGUCAAAGGUACAUGUUUAGAGUAUCAAAUGUGGCCUUAACCACUUCAAUUAACUUCAGAAUCCAAAACCAUACACUGACACUAGUCGAAACUGAAGGAUCACAUACUUUACAAGAAUCAUACGAAUCACUAGACAUUCAUGUUGGUCAAUCCUCUUCUUUCUUGGUCAACCUUAAUGCUCCUGUAGAAGACUACUUCAUUGUUGCUUCAACUCGUUUCACCAAACCAGUUCUUACAGCUAUAGCAACCCUCCACUAUGAUGGCUCCACCACCAAAGCUUCUUUACCACUACCAUGGGGUCCCACCUAUGAGAUUCAUUGGUCAAUGAAACAAGCAAAGUAUGUGAUCCAAAGAAUUCAGUGUAGCCUUGAGAUCCCUAAUCGUUAG
Molecule: messenger RNA, 609 nt
Organism: Lactuca virosa
Lineage: Eukaryota; Viridiplantae; Streptophyta; Magnoliopsida; Asterales; Asteraceae
Source: the annotation of a GenBank genome assembly